CGAACAACCCCAGUCUUUCUAUCGACAUUCUUUGGCACUCGAAGAACAACAGUCAAAUAUUUCGCGAAACACCCGGUUUAAUACCCACUGAAGACGAUCAGUGCGUGAAGGAUUGACCCACAAACUGUAUGCGCAUUGCAGAGAUACAAUAUUCCAUACCUAACCACUCCACGCACAUCGCCUCCCGUCCAAAUAUGGGUUCUACAACGGCUAAGAAGCCGAAAAGAAUUAGCGACGCUCACUAACAUCCGUAAAAACAGUUACUUUUUACUCGAAUAACCGGCAAUUGUUCUCUCACUCAAGAUGCCAAGGCUGUCACUCAUUUGCCAUUUACCGUGGUUUAAACGCACCGGCUACUUCAAAAACGCCGAGGCUACCGGACAUAAAGACAAAGUGUCAAGCAUCUCUGGCCAUGGCGGGACAUUCAAUAUAGGAACAAGCGUCUAUGCGGUUGCCCCCACUCCAUGUCGGCUUCUUCCUGUCAGCCGUCUCGACAAGCUCAGGAAGAAAUCCACUCGCCGUAGUCUCGCUACUGUCUUUCUGGUCCCAGCCUCUGAUAAAGGUGCUAAUGAGACCGUGACGCUGGAUUGGAUCACGAACGCUGUCGAGAACUACACAGCCAGUGAUGGUGUCUUCCACAUCUCCUUCCUUGAGACCGUUAUCUUUAAGGGUGGGGGCAAGAAGAAGCCAAGGAUCAGUCCAAAGGCGCAGAAGUAUCUCUUUGAACAGGGGACCCGGGAUAUAAUACUGUGGUCAGAUGCCGUCGAUCUCCCGCCAGGACCGUAUUACAAGACGGGUAAUCAGAUGAGGGACGUAUGGAAACUUGAAGACGACACAUAUGGCACAUGUAUGGUGACAGUGGCACCCAAAUCUGACCCAUCCGAGUCUUUUCAACCUCUUCACUGGAUUGGUACGCGCCAUCAGUUCCCGAGCUUUGCUCUUCCAUCGAAGGUGCAGACAGGAGACACUGUUGACUUCGAGUCAAAACCUCUUGCUGGGUGGAGAAUAGUCGUCAAGGAUAACAUUCGCUUGAAAGGAACAAAGACUUCACAAGGAAACAGGGCAUACUACGAUGUGUAUGAUGCCAGCAAGGAAAUCGCACCAUGCAUCCAGAAACUGAUUGACAAGGGGGCAAUAGUCGUCGGCGAGACAAAGAUGAACUCGUUUGCCAAUUGGGAGGAGCCCAUUGAGUACACCGAUUAUCAAGCCCCCUGGAACCCACGUGGCGAUCAAUAUCAGUCCAUGGGCGGAAGUAGUUCCGGCAGUGCGGCGGCUGUUGCAGCCUAUGACUGGCUUGACAUCGCCAUCGGAACAGAUACCUGGGGCAGUGUCACUAGACCGGCCCUCUGGUGCGGUUGCUUCGGCCUACGUCCCACUAUGGGCGCCGUUAGUGGAGAGGGAAUCGAACCGCUUUGCAAGGAAUGGGAUACGGCCGGUCUUUUGGGAAGGGAUCUGCAGCGAUGUAUACAUUCCGCUAUGCAAUGGCUGGAUAUGGAGAAAAUGGUGGCGGAACCAAAGCCAUUCACCUCCAUUAUCUGGGCCAGUGACUUUUGGAGUAUCAUCGAUGAUACACAACAAGUCAACAGUGCGCGAGAAUUUGCCCGUAGAAUGGGAUCCAUCCUGAGCGUCGACUUUGAUACUUGGGCUGUGUCUCCCCCACAAGAGGCCCAAGGACUUUCACUUCGAGAGUAUAUAGAGGAUGCGAUAGAAGUUCAAUCCUACGACGCGUAUCAUAACUUUGAAGACUUCCGCAGGAGGUACCAAGAGAAGUUUGGACACACACCAUACGUCUCUCCCCGAAACCAGGGAAUGUGGGAGUUGGCAAAGGGGAUGAGCAAGGAAGAGCGAGACCGUGGCUUCCACAAGAUGGGUGUCUACCGCAAAUGGUUCAACAAGACGAUCUUGAAUGGAAAGCAUUUCAAUGCGCUUGUCAUGAUGCCACUGGAAAAGAUGGAGCCAAGGUAUCGAGAUGAAGUCCCAACAUUUCCACGACCACCUCAAGGAGGAGUAAACGCACUAGCAUUGGGGCCAGUGAUGAAGUCUCCGGUUCUGGCUGUUCCCAGUAGGCAUAUUCCCCAACUUCCAAAAAAGCCAACAUGA
Molecule: messenger RNA, 2100 nt
Organism: Neurospora tetraspora
Lineage: Eukaryota; Fungi; Ascomycota; Sordariomycetes; Sordariales; Sordariaceae
Product: amidase signature domain-containing protein
Exons: 8
Coding region: 304-2100 (598 amino acids)
Source: RefSeq, a predicted model, not a curated record